This is a messenger RNA of Alternaria atra, 780 nucleotides long. RefSeq lists its product as uncharacterized. NCBI's taxonomy places the organism in Eukaryota, Fungi, Ascomycota, Dothideomycetes, Pleosporales, Pleosporaceae. Gene Ontology annotation, cellular component: membrane. The coding region runs from base 1 to 780 and encodes 259 amino acids. The transcript has a single exon. The record is from RefSeq and is a predicted model, not a curated record.
AUGUCGUUUACGAACUACGAAUUCAAGACCGCCCUCGUGACAGGUGGUGGCGGUGGCAUCGGAAAGGCGCUUGCGCAACAGUUGAUAAAAGAUGGGAAGAAGGUCAUCAUCGCCGGCCGCACAGAGUCGAAACUGCAAGAAGCCGCAAAAGAGAUUGGAGCAGCAGCUUACUACGUGCUUGAUACUGGAGACGUCAAGUCUAUUCCGGCUUUCAUCAAGAAGCUGAUAUCCGAGCAUCCUGACCUCGAUUGUCUCAUCAACAAUGCCGGUGUGCAGCGGCCGCUCGACGUCAAUGAAAUGGAUCCAGAGGAGUUCGGCAGUAAAGCCGACCAGGAAGUCGAUAUCAACAUCCGUGGGCCAAUGCACCUUACACUUCAUCUGCUCUCACACUUCAAAUCCAGACCAAUGGCACUGGUUGUCAACAUUUCCUCCGUUCUUGGAUUCGUGCCGUUCUCUAUCAUCAAUCCCGUAUACUGCGGUACAAAAGCGUGGUUGCACUUCUGGUCGAUGGAUCUACGAGCCCAGCUAAGAGAUACAAAGAUCAAGGUCAUUGAGAUUGCGCCACCCACUGUAGCGACAGACUUACAUCGCGAGAGGAAGGACCCAGAUGACAAUAAAAAGGAGAAGAACAAAGCUGCGUUGAGUGUGGAGGAGUUCACCGAGGAAACGAUAGGAAAAUGGAAGAAAGGAGAUGAGAUGAUCGCUGCUGGCCCCGCAAAUAAGAUUGUAGAUACUUGGCAAGAGAACAUGGGGCCCAUCUUCCACAGUAUGGCUAAAUAG